AUGCGCGCCACCACCCUCUGCGCCGUCCUCCUCGCGCUCGUCAUGUCCGUCGCCGCCGCCCCCUCUCCAGCGCAACUACAAGGUAGGCUGCAUCAGCUGAUAUUUCCGCGCGCGGUGGAUGACCACCCUGUCUUUAAUCAGCGCGCGGCGAGGGCCUCCUCUUCGAAGACCACGUCCACCAGGUCGCCGGGCCGGCGUCCGACUGAGUUCACGCUCGUGGAGCCACCGCGCACGUCUUGCACCGUCCCUCCCUCCCUCCCUCCCGUUUAG
Molecule: messenger RNA, 270 nt
Organism: Gloeophyllum trabeum ATCC 11539
Lineage: Eukaryota; Fungi; Basidiomycota; Agaricomycetes; Gloeophyllales; Gloeophyllaceae
Exons: 2
Coding region: 1-270 (89 amino acids)
Source: RefSeq, a predicted model, not a curated record